Messenger RNA from Clunio marinus, 1048 nucleotides. Lineage: Eukaryota; Metazoa; Arthropoda; Insecta; Diptera; Chironomidae. The record is from the annotation of a GenBank genome assembly.
UUCCGAGCAGACCGAAUAAUCACGAUCCUGGCCAAACUUCGCUCAAUUUAUAAGUUUAUAAACAAAAACAGUGAUGCCAUUUGAUCAGAAGCGAAUAAAUGGACCAGAGUCAUCUUUACUCUAUACUCAGUUUAUUGAUAACGAUAACAAAUUUCAAGGAAAGAAUUUGUAUUCAAAAGGAAAACGUGUUGAUGGUCGCGAAAGACAAGAGCAUCGUAAACAUGCUUUUCUGUUGAAUACAAUUUCAAAAGCGAAAGGAUCUUGUUACAUAGAAAAUGGUAACACAAAAAUCAUUUGCGCUGUUUUUGAAUUGAGAGAAAUUCCAAGAAUAAGUAAAUAUUCUGAAAAGGGUCAAAUUUAUUGUGAUUUCAAAUAUGCCGCUUUUUCUCGAAGAAUGAGGAAAUCUAACGAUGAAAACGAAGAAAAACUCAUGUCAACCAAUAUAAGAACAGCUCUAGAGUCAACAGUAUGUCUUCAUGAAUUUCCCAAUUAUCAAAUCGACUUAUAUGUAAUGGUUCUUGAAGAUGAUGGCGCUGUACUAGCUACAGCAAUUAAUGGCUCAGGAUUAGCUUUUAUUGAUGCAUCAAUUCAAUGUUAUGGGAUAAUAACAUCAACUUCCGCCUCUAUCAUAAAUGGCGAGAUAUUUAUUGAUCCAACGAGCGAAGAAGAACGUUUAAAGAAUGACACAAAUAAAUCUAAAUCUGCAAAUUUAACACUUAGCAGCAUAAGUAGCAUGGAUCAAAUACCUCAAGUCUUCUUCCAUGGACUCGCUGAUUUAAGUUUAAUCAAAAGUGCAAAAGAAAAAAUUCUUGACACUAACAAAACUCAUGUUUUGUACUUUAAAAAGCUUUUGAGUAACAAAAUUGCCAAUGUUAGGGCUUAAAGUUACACAAAUAAAAUUGAUUUCCAAAUCUUUAUAUUUUUUUCUAAAUUUAAUUGUAAAAUCGAGAUAAAAAAGUUCUUAAUAAGUAUAAACUAUCCAUACAGGUGUUGUUAAAUACAUUUAGCUUCAUAAGGAAGUGAAAACGCAGCUAUAAUGCCCUCAAGC